CCCGGAGGUCUACUCAUUCGAUUCUUCGCUUAGCAACGCUCUCAACUGCCCAUACAUACUCAUGGAGUACAUUGACGCGAUCCCUUUAAACGAGCUGUGGUUUGACAGUCAAUGCCCAAAGGACCUUUUGGAGGCGCGUCGUGCUCGAGCUCUAGAGGAAGUUGCGGUAGCCAUGGUUCAGAUGGGCGCUCUCACAUAUGGUGAAGGCGGCUCACUCGUGUUUGCGGAAGGAGAACGAGAUCCCACUAUCGGUCCUAUGCGGAGGAUGGACAUGCAAGCAAUGCUGGACCGGCUGAAAACCGAUGACUCGGAUGAGACCGCAAUCUACUGCGAAGUAGAGCCGUCCAAAGACCCAAAAGCCUACUUUCAGUCCUUGGCAGAUAGGAGUAGGAGCCCAGCAGAUGAUUAUGGGAAGGGACUGCACCACCUCUUGCGACACUUCAUUGACUGGAUGCCUUGCAGUACUCACUAUAUUGAGCCUGGUUUUGUUCUUUCGCACCCUGAUUUUGACAUUCAGAACGUCCUGGUCACCCCCGAAGGCAAUUUGCGUGCGCUUAUUGACUGGGAUGGUGUGGCUACUGUUCCGCGCUGCAUCGGAAAUGAGCGCUACCCAGCAUGGCUGACUCGAGACUGGGACCCGGCGAAAUAUUUCUAUAACCCGGAGCCAGAUGAAGAUAUUCGAGAGAAUUCUCCGGAAGAGCUUGAAAACUAUCGCGCCAUGUAUCGAGGGUUUGUGGGAAAGGCCAUCAUGGCGACGAGGGCCGACAAUGGACAGGCGACCAGGAAUUCGAUGCUUUCGCCACCGCAACGCAAAAUUCUUUAGUGAUUGGAAGUCUAGAGAUCGCGAACACCGAUCCAGUCUCCAUGCCAGAUAUUCUACGUAAAGUAUUUGACCAGCUAAAGUGUCACGUCCCCCGCCAACCCUUGCGUGACAAAGAGGAAGGGAACGAGGCGAAGUCCAAGGAAGAGUCCACAGAGAAAAUCGACGAGGAAACCGAUGAUGAAAGCGGUGAUGAGAGCAGUGAUGAAGAUGACUUUUAUCUGUACGAUAUAGCUAUUGCCCUCGCUGCCGGAGAGCUAGAUGACUGCUGUCUUGCAAUGAUCAAGAGCGGCUUUCAAGCUUUGUUCGUGUAGCAUUUCAUACAUAAUAUAGUCCUUUAUUUGUCUUCUCUUGUCAGCU
Mollisia scopiformis is the source of this 1180-nucleotide messenger RNA. RefSeq lists its product as uncharacterized. The transcript has a single exon. NCBI's taxonomy places the organism in Eukaryota, Fungi, Ascomycota, Leotiomycetes, Helotiales, Mollisiaceae. The record is from RefSeq and is a predicted model, not a curated record. The coding region runs from base 62 to 823 and encodes 253 amino acids.